Molecule: messenger RNA, 531 nt
Organism: Octopus sinensis (East Asian common octopus)
Lineage: Eukaryota; Metazoa; Mollusca; Cephalopoda; Octopoda; Octopodidae
Exons: 1
Coding region: 1-531 (176 amino acids)
Molecular function (GO): nucleic acid binding
Source: RefSeq, a predicted model, not a curated record
AUGGAACUUCUUGAACAUCAGCGAUAUUCUCCAAAGGUGAACGUGUUUUGUGCCAUGUCCAAGAAAGCUGUCUACGGACCAUUCUUCCUUGAAGGAGCAACAGUCAAUGGUGUCACGUACCUCGACAUGCUAGAAAACUGGUUAAUGGAUAAGUUGAGUGAGGAAGAGCCUGACGACUUCAUUUUACAACAGGAUGGGGUGCUACCGCACUGGAACCUCAGGGUUAGACAAUAUCUGAACACAACACUGCCAGACAGAUGGAUUGGACGGUCUGGGCGAGAUGAUCGCGUUCUCAUGCUCUGGCCUCCCAAGUCUUCAGACUUCACACCCUGUGAUUUCUUUUUGUGGGAGGUUGUGAAAGGACUGGUCUAUGUGCCCCCUCUUCCAAAAGACGUGGAUGAACUGAAGGCCCGAAUAACGAAAGCUGUUGCAACCAUCGACAACGCAAUGUUCGAAUGCGUUUGGCAAAAAUUGGACUAUCGGCUUGAUGUGUGCCGUGUGACCAACGGUGCUCACAUUGAACAUCUUUGA